Molecule: messenger RNA, 1779 nt
Organism: Orycteropus afer afer
Lineage: Eukaryota; Metazoa; Chordata; Mammalia; Tubulidentata; Orycteropodidae
Gene: PGBD2
Product: piggyBac transposable element derived 2
Exons: 2
Coding region: 1-1779 (592 amino acids)
Molecular function (GO): sequence-specific DNA binding
Source: RefSeq, a predicted model, not a curated record
AUGGCUUCAGCCUCAAGAGGUGUUGUUGCUGGUAGAGGUGCCAGCUCAAAGGUAAAGUCUGUUAAGCUUCUUGAGGUUCUGAAUGCUCUGGAGGAAGAAGAGACUAGCAAUGACAAGGAAGAGAUUUUCAUCUCACCACCUGAGAAUGCUUCUGGGGACUUCACCGAUGAGGACUCAGGUGAUGAAGACAGCCGGCAUGGAACUCACCUGCCAGGGAGCAUGCUCCAUGCUACCGUGGUGUCUGAGGAUUCUGGUACUGGGGAAGAUAAUGAAGACUUGGAGCUGCAGCCAGCAAAGAAGAGGCAGAAGAGCAUAGUUGAACCUCAGCGUGUUUGGACCAAAAGAGAUCUCCAGCCCAACUUUAGCAGUUGGACAGCAUCAGAUCCUCAUAUUGAGUAUCUCAAAAGUCAGGAACUGAGUCCUGUAGGACUCUUUGAAUUAUUUUUUGAUGAAGGUACAAUUAAUUUCAUUGUUAAUGAAACCAAUCGUUAUGCUUGGCAGAAAAAUGUCAACCUGGGUCUCACAGCCCAGGAAUUGAAGUGUGUUUUGGGCAUUUUGAUUUUAAGUGGGUAUAUCUCCUAUCCAAGGAGAAGGAUGUUUUGGGAAACAUCUCCUGAUUCACAUCACCACCUUGUGGCUGAUGCAAUCAGAAGGGACAGGUUUGAAUUGAUUUUCUCCUACUUGCAUUUUGCAGAUAACAAUGAACUUGAUGAAAGUGAUAGGUUUGCCAAGGUCAGGCCUCUCAUUGUCCGGAUGAACUGCAAUUUCCAGAAGCAUGCACCUUUGGAAGAAUUUUAUAGCUUUGGUGAGUCCAUGUGUGAGUACUUUGGGCACCGGGGAUCCAAGCAGCUGCGCACAGGAAAGCCUGUCCGGCUUGGUUACAAGAUUUGGUGUGGGACGACCAGCAGAGGCUAUUUGGUGUGGUUUGAGCCCUCUCAGGGCACAUUGUUCACCAAGCCUGACAAGGGUUUGGAUUUAGGAGGUAGUAUGGUGAUAAAGUUUGUGAAUGCACUUCAGGAGCGAGGCUGUCUGCCAUACCACAUAUUUUUUGACAAGGUUUUUACAAGUAUCAAACUAAUGUCCAUUUUGAGGAAAAAGGGGGUGAAGGCCACAGGAACUGUCCGUGAGUAUAGGACUGAGAGAUGUCCCCUCAAAGAUCCCAGAGAACUGAAAAAAAUGAAGAGGGGUUCAUUUGAUUACAAGGUUGAUGAGAGUGAGGAGAUCAUUGUUUGCCGCUGGCAUGACAGCAACAUGGUCAACAUCUGUUCCAAUGCGGUAGGCAUAGAGCCUGUGAGGCUCACGAGUCGUUGUUCAGGGGCUGCCAAGACGCGGACCCAGGUCCACCAGCCAUUGCUGGUGAGGCUGUACCAAGAGAAGGUAGGGGGUGUUGGGCGCAUGGACCAGAACAUCGCCAAGUACAAGGUGAAGAUCCGGGGCAUGAAGUGGUACUCAAGCUUCAUUGGCUACAUCAUUGAUGCUGCCCUCAACAAUGCAUGGCAGCUGCACAGGAUCUGCUGUGAAGAUGCCCAGGUGGACCUCCUUGCCUUCCGGCGAUAUGUUGCCUGCGUUUAUCUGGAAAGCAAUGCUGACACAUCAUCCCAAGGAAGGCGAAGCAGGCGGCUGGAAACUGAGAGCCGCUUUGAUAUGAUUGGCCAUUGGAUCAUUCACCAGGACAAGAGGACCCGUUGUGCCCUUUGCCACUCUCAGACCAACACUCGGUGUGAGAAGUGCCAGAAGGGCGUCCAUGCUAAGUGCUUUCGGGAGUACCACAUCAGGUGA